Molecule: messenger RNA, 795 nt
Organism: Adineta ricciae
Lineage: Eukaryota; Metazoa; Rotifera; Eurotatoria; Adinetida; Adinetidae
Source: the annotation of a GenBank genome assembly
AUGGACAAUAUUAGUAACGUACUGAUCAGUUUCAUAGUUGUCACCAUUAUUUCUGUUGUUUUAUUCUUCACUGGUGGACUCUAUGUUAUCAUCGAUCCAUUGCUCAAACUAGCAUACACUCGCCAUCAAGAAAUCCGCCGUAAACAACGUCCAAAACGUAUUUUCCUCAUCCGACAUGGAGAAUCACAAGCUAAUGUCGAUACCACUUUGUAUGCACGUAUGGCUGACAGUCAGAUCGAAUUAACCGAACGUGGACAUCAACAAGCUGUUGAAGCUGGUCAAAAACUUCACUCAAUUAUCGGGAAAGAAUCGAUGUAUGUCUAUAUGAGUCCAUAUCGUCGGUCGAAACAAACAUGGGAGAAUAUUCGCAAAGCUUUCUCGCCAUUACAGAUCAUUACUGAACGUGAGGAUGCUCGUAUUCGGGAACAAGAGUUUGGCAACAUUGCUAUUCUACCGGAACGUUUACAUGAAUUCAAAGAACAAAAACGACUCGGUGAAUUCUUCUAUCGUUUUUCGUGUGGUGAAAGUGGUGCAGAUGUAUGCGAUCGAGUGUCAUUAUUUCUCGAUACAUUAUUUCGUGAAAUGGAUAAUGGACAUCACGAUCCAACGCAGAACAUUGUAAUUGUUUCACACGGCCUAUUUAUGCGAUUGUUUCUGAUGCGAUACUUUCGAUGGACGGUCAAAGAUUUAGAAAACUUGAAACAAUUUGACAACUGCGAAAUCUGUCAAUUGACAAAAAUCGAUGGUGUAUAUACGUUGGAUGGCAAAACGAAGCCACCAACGGAAUCGUCGUAA